Molecule: messenger RNA, 2148 nt
Organism: Stylophora pistillata
Lineage: Eukaryota; Metazoa; Cnidaria; Anthozoa; Scleractinia; Pocilloporidae
Product: thioredoxin-like protein 4A
Biological process (GO): mRNA splicing, via spliceosome
Cellular component (GO): U4/U6 x U5 tri-snRNP complex; spliceosomal complex; U5 snRNP
Source: RefSeq, a predicted model, not a curated record
UGUUACCCCACCGACACAGCACCACAGUUUCUCACUAUGAAAGACUGGAACUACUAUCAAACACUAUUGCAUGAAGGGAUAGCCGGCUUCCGCCAUCUUGUUUACCAACGUCAAAGGAACGUAAUUGGAAACGAAAAUUGAGUGCAAAAUUCACUUCAGCACACACUGAGACCUUCCCUUGAUCGUUAUUUAGAUUUUGAUACUCAAGAAGGGUCCAAGAACAGCUUCCAAAAUGUCUUACAUGCUUCAGCAUCUUAAAAAUGGUUGGCAAGUUGAUCAGGCAAUCAUGUCGGAAGAAGAUCGAGUUGUGGUCAUUCGAUUUGGUCACGAUUGGGAUCCAACAUGCAUGAAAAUGGACGAAGUAUUAUACACCAUUGCGGAUAAAGUGAAGAACUUUGCAGUGAUCUACGUAGUGGAUAUUACAGAGUGUCCGGAUUUUAACAAAAUGUAUGAAUUGUAUGACCCCUGUACGACCAUGUUCUUUUAUCGAAACAAGCACAUCAUGAUUGACUUGGGCACAGGAAAUAACAAUAAGAUCAACUGGGCUUUGGAGGAUAAACAAGAAAUGGUUGAUAUUGUGGAGACUGUUUAUCGUGGAGCGCGGAAAGGCCGAGGUUUGGUUGUUUCACCCAAGGAUUAUUCCACCAAGUACCGUUAUUAGGAUCAGAAUCUUCUGCUUUGCACUUUAUUAGUGGACAAAUAAGCUUUUUCGUUAUAUUCAUUAUAAUUUCAAGGCAACGUUAACUUUCCUUUUACACAUUAAAUUGUUCAGUAUGGGUGUUGGGUUCAUAGUUUUAAACUAAUCUUAUCUGAUUUCUGGAAACAAUGACUAAACAAAUGUUUAAGGGCUAAAGAACAUUUCUUUUGCUUGUUGAAUGAUCAAGUCUAAAGCUUUAUAAAGUAUUUGUUGUUGCCAAUGUCAUAGCCUUCCUUGCAGUAUUUCAGGUGAGUGAGUAGGAAAUAUUUUGAGCAAAUGUUGAAGGGAACAUAUUUUGUUGAUACAAGUGAGGAGGGCCUGGAUAAAAUCUUUUCUUUCUUGUUACCAUGGUUGCCAAAGGUCAGGAAAAAGUCAGGGAAAACCAAAAUUCUUCAAGGUCAGGGAUAAGUCAGGGAAUUUCACUCAGAUUCAGAGAAAAUUUACAUCUUUGAAAGAAAUCAGAGAAAAAGUAAAAUUUCAAGUAAAUAUGAAGUAGUCCAUCUUGCCUUGGCUCUAUUCUCUAUAAAAGUUGGGGACACUUCCCUUUUUGUGAUAUUGAUGUUACUCACGCAUAUUGUUAAGAACAGUUGACUGACUUUUGACCAGCACAUCCUUUGUCUUUGUAAUGCAAGUUCAAGUUGUAUAGGAAUAAAAGCCUAAAUUUUUUCUUCUUCUUCAUUGUUUUCAAACAUUUUAAACCCAUUGGUACAUUUCACAGACAUGAAAGGUUUUGGACAGCUAGAAUUAUAUUUAAUGAAAUUGAAUGACAAACUGAUGUCAGGUUUCCAAGAAAAUCAAUCCUUUUUCCAUGUUUAUACCUAAAUGAAUUAUCUUUCCAUGUUCACUGUAUGUGACUUGCCAAAAGUACAAGGUUAUGGGUGAAGAGGAAUAGUGGAGGUUAGAGGUCAUGAUUAGGAUCCAGGGUUUGAAUUGUUAAUUCAGUUGGUUUGGGAAAUUUUAAGGUUGUCACAGAAUUUCAAAAUCCAAUCAAGGUGGCAACCAUGGUUACACAUAUUUCUGCACAAAUUAAGACUUGUUGCUAUGUCGCUAUCUUUUUAUAUUGAUUUAGUUUGGCAAUAUUAGUAAAGAAGACUUCUGCUUAUUGCUGUAAUUUUAGUGGAAUGCAAUAUUCAAGGAAGUAAGGCAAGCUUUAACUCCCCUGAGUGACCAAUGGACAAUUUCUAACAUUUUAAAUACAACAGUAAUGCUCUGAACUUAGAGUUGUGUGUAAAGACAUCAGUUGUGGCAAUAAAAAAUAACUACCUCAUCAUGUUUGAUUUACAUGUUAAACUGAUUCUGUAUGUCUUAAAAUUUAAUCAACACAGAAACCACCAAAGUGGUAAUAUUACCAAACAGUAUUUUUGUGCCUAUUAAAUAUAGAUAAGUUACUGUACUUAAAUAUUUGUUGUUUAUUUCUCUCUGUAGUAAAGAAUAAAAUAUUGCUUAUACUG